AUGAAAUAAAAUAAAUAAAAUAUACACAAGGUUAUCCGCAAGAGUAAUUUUAAAUCUCUAAUGUUCUUAUAGGACCUUGGACUGAUGAAGAGGAUUUAAGAGUACUUGAAUUAGUUUAAGAAUUUGGUCCUUAAAAAUGGACUCAAAUUGCUUAAUAUUUAGAAGGCAGAAUAGGUAAAUAAUGUAGAGAAAGGUUAUAAAUUAAAGAUUAUUUAUAGAUGGCAUAAUCAUUUAAAUCCUUCGAUUAAGAAAACUCCUUGGGAAGAAGAUGAAGAAUGGAUUUUAUUCUUAUAUCACAAAGCUUUAAGUAUGAAUCCAUAUGAUAGAUGCAGGUAAUAAAUGGGCAGAAAUAGCCAAACAUGUAAAAGGGAGAACAGAUAAUUCAAUCAAGAACCAUUGGAAUAGUGGCAUGAAAAAGAGAAUGACAGAAUUUUAAAUGAAGUUGGGUUAAAUUAAGUAGAAAUUUUAAAGAGAUGGGUAUCAUAAGAACCUUAAAUAAGAAUCUUUAUUUUGAAUGAAUUUGAUCCAUUGCAGAAAAAAGCUCUAGAGAUUAUCUUAAUGAAUAAAUAGUAUAAGAGCAUUACUACUGAAUCUUCUGAAAGUGAUGAUGUCUCAUAUCCUACCAAAUAAUCCAAGAAGAAUUAGUUGCACAAAGACUUAAUAGACUUUUAGAGAGAACAAUAACUUAAAACAUUAAAUGAUGAAAUGAUAGAAUAAAACUACAUUAGUGAUCAUGACUAAUAAAUAAGUAAUAGGUGAAUUAUUUCAUUAUAUAUUUUUAUAGUGUCAAUUCUUUCUAAUUGCUUACUACUUCUAAAAAGAAGAGUAAAUGUCAAUAUGAAGAAAAUGGUAUCGUGGAUUAUUGAACUUCCAUAAUAUCAAC
Molecule: messenger RNA, 883 nt
Organism: Paramecium sonneborni
Lineage: Eukaryota; Ciliophora; Oligohymenophorea; Peniculida; Parameciidae
Source: the annotation of a GenBank genome assembly